Messenger RNA from Cadophora gregata, 978 nucleotides. RefSeq lists its product as uncharacterized. The transcript has a single exon. Bases 1 to 978 code for a protein of 325 amino acids. The record is from RefSeq and is a predicted model, not a curated record. Lineage: Eukaryota; Fungi; Ascomycota; Leotiomycetes; Helotiales; Ploettnerulaceae.
AUGCACUCACGAAAUCUCCUCUUCUUAUGGGCAUCACUUUCCUUUGUGCGCAAAGUCUUAUCACAGAAUGCGUACUCAGUCACACUUCCAUCGGAGGUUUCCUCGUUCCUCCCGGCAUGUGCACAGCCCUGCCUGAAGUCUUCGGUUGAGCAACAAUUCCCAGAGAGCAAAUGUUCUUCGACUCCGACACUCAACUGCCUCUGUUCUGCUACAAGCAAUUCUGGAGAUACUUUAGGGGUCCUAUCCGGGGCUUGCAUCAACUUUGGAAUCCGCGAUGGCCUUUGUACCGGAGUUGACGCUGUGCCGACAGCGAGACAGAACGCGUUCAAGCUAUGUUCGGCAGUGCAGAGUGGCAGUUCAGCUACAGUGCCAUCGACAGCAAGGACAGUUACCUCUAGCACACCAUUCAAUCUACAAACAGCAUCUACAAUACCAUCGCCAAUUUCUUCAGGUUCUCAGUCAACAUUGCUACCAUUCUCGACCUCACAAAGCUCAACAUUAGUACUUUCUGGUACAACUUCAAUCACUCCACAAUUGCUUUCACCCACAUCAUCAACAUCUACAGCUCCCAGCCCUAUCAGUACAUCCACAACUAAAAUCACUACCGCCGAGCAAGUCGGAAUCGGAAUCGGCGUCACCCUUGGUGGCUUGAUUGUGGCACUUCUUGGAGCCAUCAUAUUCUUGAUCAUGCGGCGACGAAAGAAUAUGGAUGGGCGGAAGUAUCGCCAGCCGGAAACACUACAACAGAGAUACAAGAGAGAGAGGCUGGAGGUAGCCGAGAAGGUGUUGGAACUGGACAGUACGAGUGUCGUUGCCGAGUUGGGACCUGAUCUGCCGCACGAGAUCGAGGGCAGGAAUGUAGAGGGGAAGUCGAAGAGAAAGUCUAAGACAUGGAGUGUGUGGGUGCUUGGAUUUCAGGAUAGGAGUGCACAGGCUAUUGAGCUAGACACGACCUCUUUCGCCGACAGAAGGAGGUAA